UUCUUCAGUCAUUUCUGGAAUUUCAUCGGAUGCACUUCUGGAAGAGAAGAAUAUCAUCGUUAUUCAUACGAAACGAAGAAAAGUAUCUAUAAGGUCCCAUUAAAAAAACCUAGACAAGAUAGAGUGCUGUGCGCGCGUAUCUAGCUACUAUUGUGUUCGGUUUAUAUUUGAACAUCAUCAAGUUCGUCGAAGAUUUUUGUUGAUCAUUGACUUUUUUUUAUUUCCUAUCCUCUAUGAUGUUUCUGAUCGUGUAACUAUCAAUGGUAACGGUAAAAAAUCCAUCUUUUCAAUUUAUUGGAAUGUUUGCUUUAGAUAUUUAAAUAUCUUUUUGCUUUGAAAAGAGUUGAAUUUGAAAAAAAAGAAGGUUUCGGAAUUAAGGUUCGAGAUUUGUUAAUAUUAAUUUGAAAGUAAUUGAAUAAAUCGAUAUAAUUGAAUUUGUAUCUGGAGAAAAAAAAAGAUACAAUGUAAAAUUGAAGUGCAAAGUUUAUUCGUGAGCAAAAAAAAUUUAAGUGAUUUUUUUUAAAAUUUUUUCUGAAAGAAAAACAAAGAAAAUCAUUGAAAAUAAAUUGAUUUUUUGAUGAUUCGUUGGAAAUAAAUUUUUAAAUUUUUUGUAAAUAAAAAUAUAUUUAAAAUUUCUGUGCUUAUUUUACUUGUACGAAAAGAAUGUAUCGUAAAGUUAUCAUAAAGAGCAAUAAUUCGCAGUGUGUUUGCAAUAUCACAAUGCAGUUGGUGUUGAUUUUAAGUGUUUUGUUUGUAAAUAUUACUCUAGUAUUGGCUAGUCAGUCGGGCAUUUAUCUUGAUAAUGGAGUCGAUCAAACUAUAAUGCAUCGUGUGCUCGACGAUCAUGAAAAGAUGGAUGUUGAAGAUGAAAUACUGGAUUUUUUGGGAUUAUCUGAAAGACCCAGACGGAGACAUAGUCAUCUUUCUUUGAGAAAAUCUGCACCUCAGUAUCUUCUUGAUGUUUAUCAUCGAUUAAAUGAGGAAGAAAAUGGUGAAUCUAUUCGCUCAAAGCGAGAUGUAAAUGAUGAUAAUUUUAUAACGGAUCUCGACAAGACAGCAAUAGAUCAAAGUGAUAUUAUCAUGACGUUUUUAAAUAAAAACCACCAUGUACCCGAAGUCCGUCACGAGCACGGGCGCCGACUCUGGUUCGAUGUAUCCCAAGUGCCCAGUCAUAAUUACUUAAUGAUGGCCGAAUUGAGGAUAUACCAAAAACCAACUCAAGGUAGAAUGGCGGCAGGAAAUGCUGGCAAAGAAUUUACGAUUGCUGUUUAUGCGAUUGUGCAGGCCGACGAUGAAAGUGAAUUGGAGAUACUGUCAUCAUUAAAUACGACCACAGACUAUCAAGGAUGGCUGGAACUGAAUGUUACCGAAGGACUUGCCAAAUGGCUAGCCAAUCCGACGGAGAAUAAGGGAAUUUAUAUUGGCGCACAUGAGGCUGGCAGUGCAGAACGUGAGGUCCGUCUGGAUGAUAUCGGUUUGGUUCACCAAAGGGGUGUGGAUGAAUUCCAACCAUUUUUGAUCGGUUUCUUUCGUGGGCCAGAGGUUAUAAAAACAACACAGCGUCACACAAGAAGAAAGAGAAACGUGGGUCAAUCGAGAAGAAGUCGAAAAAGCGAAAUGCAUCCACUUUUGGAACAACAUCAUACUGGUGAAAGCAUGAAAAGUUGCCAAAUGCAAACUCUUUACAUAGAUUUUAAGGAUCUUGAAUGGCAUGAUUGGAUUAUUGCUCCUGAAGGUUAUGGUGCUUAUUAUUGCAGUGGUGAAUGCAAUUUUCCACUUACAGCGCAUAUGAAUGCAACAAAUCAUGCAAUUGUACAAACGCUGGUGCAUCUUUUGGAACCGAAAAAAGUUCCUAAGCCAUGUUGUGCGCCCUCAAUGUUGGGUGCACUUAGAGUACUUUACCAUAUAAACGAUGCUAAUGUGAAUUUGAAAAAAUAUAAAAAUAUGAUUGUCAAAAGUUGUGGGUGCCAUUGAAAAAAAAAAAAAUUGAAAUAGGAUAAG
Messenger RNA from Episyrphus balteatus (marmalade hoverfly), 2001 nucleotides. RefSeq names its product protein 60A-like. Gene Ontology annotation, biological process: BMP signaling pathway; SMAD protein signal transduction. The transcript is spliced from 5 exons. NCBI's taxonomy places the organism in Eukaryota, Metazoa, Arthropoda, Insecta, Diptera, Syrphidae. Gene Ontology annotation, cellular component: extracellular region. Gene Ontology annotation, molecular function: cytokine activity; growth factor activity. The coding region runs from base 664 to 1974 and encodes 436 amino acids. The record is from RefSeq and is a predicted model, not a curated record.